UGGUAUCUUCAAAUUAGGAACAAGAACAAUUUUACUAAAUGCAACUUUGUCAAAGAAAGUAGCCUUUCCAAGCAGUUACCGCGGAGUAUCAACUUAUAACAUCAUAAUGGAUUUGGACACUGUUGUUUCAAAACUAGAAACAUUAGCUCCAACUACUCUUGCUGAACCAUGGGACAAUGUUGGGCUACUGGUGGAACCCUCUCACCCCCAUAUUGUGAAUAGAAUGUUCCUAACUAAUGAUUUGACUGAAGAUGUUCUCAAAGAAGCAAUAGAAAAGAGAAGUGAUUUUAUCUUGUCUUAUCAUCCUCCAAUAUUUUCACCUCUUAAAAGAUUGACAUGCCAGAGCACAAAAGAGAGAAUUAUUGUGAAGUGUAUUGAGAAUCGAAUUGCAGUUUAUUCUCCCCAUACUUGUUAUGAUGCAAUGAAAGAUGGUGUAAAUGAUUGGCUAAUCCUGGCUAUUGGGAAAGGAAAAAUUGAACCUGUACAUUCUAUAACUGCUAAAUGUCAUGCAACAACUGGAGGCUUUAAGGUAGAAACUUACAUAAAAGAUGAAACACAGAAAACAACGAUUGCAUCAGACUUGAAGGCGAUCAGUGGAGUGGAUGUUGUCACAUUACCAACCUUGGAAACGAAUACAGUAAAACUUUCUCUUAACUGCACUGAUAAGGCAGUGCUUGAUGUCAUGCAAUAUUUAAAGAAAUACGAUGAUGUAAAAGGAAAAACAGAAAUAAUUGCCCUAUCUAAGCCUCCAAUACCUGGAGCAGGAUCUGGAAGAAAGGUGAAACUGGAUCAACCACUAUCAGUGUCUGCAAUUAUCCAGAAUGUCAAAGGUCAUCUGAAAUUACCAUAUGUGAGACUCGCACUUGGCAGAAAUAAAUCAACAGAUUCCAUUGUACACAAUGCAGCUGUUUGUGCUGGUUCUGGUAGCAGUGUUUUACAAGGAUGCAGUGCAGAUCUUUAUUUGACUGGUGAAAUGUCUCAUCAUGAAGUACUAGAUGCUGUAUCCAGGGGAACCACUGUCAUCCUUUGUGACCAUAGCAACACAGAAAGGGGAUACCUUUCUGAGUUGAGAGAUAAACUCACUGUAUUGUUUGAAGACAAAGUGGAUGUACAUGUCUCUGGAAUUGAUAAAGAUCCUUUGCAGAUUGUAUAAAAUGUUUUUCAAUUUCUGGAAAAUAAAUUUUUAAACAACUAUGCAAA
Messenger RNA from Saccoglossus kowalevskii, 1200 nucleotides. RefSeq names its product NIF3-like protein 1. NCBI's taxonomy places the organism in Eukaryota, Metazoa, Hemichordata, Enteropneusta, Harrimaniidae. The record is from RefSeq and is a predicted model, not a curated record. Gene Ontology annotation, cellular component: cytoplasm; mitochondrion.